Molecule: messenger RNA, 372 nt
Organism: Lodderomyces theae
Lineage: Eukaryota; Fungi; Ascomycota; Pichiomycetes; Serinales; Debaryomycetaceae
Product: tubulin-binding prefolding complex subunit
Exons: 1
Coding region: 1-372 (123 amino acids)
Biological process (GO): protein folding
Cellular component (GO): cytoplasm; prefoldin complex
Molecular function (GO): protein folding chaperone
Source: RefSeq, a predicted model, not a curated record
AUGUCAUCUUCAUCGACUGCUGCAGAUGAAAAGAAGUCUCAGAUUUUGCAGCAAGAGUACAACAGGUACCAGGAACUAAUACAGGAAUUGGAAACGCAAUCGUCAACACUUGCUUCACAGCUACAAGAACACAUCAUUGUUGAUCGCAGUCUCACAGCAAUAGCGCCGGAAAAAAGACAAGGACGCAAAUGUUUUAAAAUGAUUGGUGGCGUACUAGUUGAGAAAUCAAUUGACGAAGUGAUAAAGAUUUUAGCUGAUGAGGUCAAGGAGUUGACAAAGCAAAAGGAAAAUGUUGAUAAGGAGUUGAAAAACAAUCGAGCUACUCUAGAGAAGUGGAUUUCAUCAAACAAGAUCAAAGUUGUAAAAGGAUAA